Phytomonas sp. EM1 is the source of this 1512-nucleotide messenger RNA. The record is from the annotation of a GenBank genome assembly. NCBI's taxonomy places the organism in Eukaryota, Euglenozoa, Kinetoplastea, Trypanosomatida, Trypanosomatidae.
AUGAAAUUGGAAACUCAGCUGACCGGUCUCAUGCGCCGGUCAUCGUCGAUUUCAUGUGAUCGACUACUGUUUCUUUUGUACAUUUUCGAGGAAAGGUGCAGGUCCAGCAUUGAAUCGGGCCACCAAGACUAUAAUGGACUUUCACUGGACGACAUCGUUCUGAUUCUCCAGUAUUCCUUUCCUGGUCUGGCACCAGGAUUUCUAUUUGCAUUAUCGAAGAAUGAUUCGCUUCUUCGAAGUCCUGAUCGAGGUUUCUCGUGGAAAAUGGUGUACAAUCAGGAAAGCGAUUCAGCAUCUCAUGUAGCAGAAGAGGACAUGAAUACAACGGAUGAUUUCCUUAAGAACCUUAUUAAGGGUUUAAGCUCUGAAGAUGCUGAUCUGGAUGUAAUGCUAUCUAAUCAUGAAAAGGAUCAUUCAACGCUCUCUUGCGUUAGUAGUUACUCAGAGUCUGUCGCUCUCGCAGGUAAGGGAGGAUUCCUGGCUCUAUCUACGGAUAGAGGAGUGACGUUUACAACGUCAAAAAGUUACCUGAAGCCAAUUUUGGGCUCGGAUUGCGAUGUGUCGUACCUUGCUAUUGUUGAUAACAACUGCAUUUUGGCUGCAGGGGGGAGCACAGUUUGCAAGGUUGCGAUCACCCCAACAGCUUUUAACAAGGCAUCCUUUAGUGAGGCUACUGUGAUACUCAAAUGCAAGAGUUAUGUGUGCACCCUUGAAGUGGUACGCUAUUCCCUAACAAGUUUUCAGAUCAUCGUCGCAGAGGCUGGCUGGCUACAUCUUUCGUGGAAUAAUGGAUCGGACUUUGUUUCUGUACCACACAAAUUGGGAUGUGUUCGUUCAUUAGAUUCUUUGAGUGCGCUGAGAAAUUGCGAAAUGCCACCAUUUCCAGCGAAUUCUCUGGAGGCUUAUUUGAGAAGAAGCAAAAGUACCUCUUUUGCCGAGCGUUGUCAAGAGUCAUACGAGUACUCGUGUGGCACCACCGUUAAAGAUUUUAGCAGUUUCGCGUUAGAGGAGUUAAAGAUGGCACUGGAUGCUUCGUUUAGACGAUUUGGUAGGCGUAACGGUAUUUUUUUCCGGAGUUUUUUAGUAAUGGGGAAUGGCACCGAGGUGCUCUCGUACGAUUACACAUCAGUUCUUUGUCUUUGCAUUAGCGCUUCAGGGGAUUGUGUGACAGUCUUUUCGCAUGCGAGUUCCGUCAGUUACGUGCCAUUCGUUCGUUCGUCUUUGGACGAUCCCAUGUUUUGCUUGAGUACGAUUAUUGCACCUGAUCGCGUACUUUUUGCUCGAGCGUGUUCAUGUGGUGCUAGCAUAUCUUGGGAUAUGAAAAAGUGGUCAGAUCCACAAGUCUCCGACCCGGUUGGCUUUUUUGCACUUGACGGAAACGAGCUUAUCGUUUGUAAUGAACAAAACGUAAUAUUUGUAUUACAUUGUAACGAAUCUACGAAAGUGAGUUCACACAUUGUCUCUGGCAGCUUUCGUGUUCACUCACUUAAGAGAGCAUCGAUAUUAUACUAG